GCCAUGCGUGUAUCGUACAGACAACGGACCCAAUGCGGAAAUGAAUUCGACUAACAAGAAUUCUUAACAUUGACGGCCUAUAAACAACACAGCACCGGAGACAUUUCACAAAUACCGAUUGAAUCAAUACAUUGUGUUCACAUUUUACCACUGUCCUUCAAAUCUACUCCACAUAUCGUCUGCAACGUCCCGCCAGUGACAAGAAAAACAAUGGCUUCCAGGUCGCCUUCUUCCUCUCCGGACACUGCGACAGGUUCAGGUACAGACCCUGCCCGGCCUGACACUGGGGAGCCCCUCGGUGGAGCAGGAUCGGACUCCGACUCGGACUUGGGUUUAUGUAAAUUUGACUGCUGCGGCAUGGAAAGUGGUGACCGCCUGGAGGGCGAUGAGUUGGUGCGAGAGUUCGAGUCUGCUGCCGACCGUGUUGCAGAUCUGGUCCAAACAGCCAGUAGGGACCAGCUACUAUAUCUGUAUGCGCGGUACAAACAGGUCAAAAUGGGGAAAUGUAAUACACCAAAGCCAGGAUUUUUCGACUUCGAAGGUCAGAGGAAAUGGCAAGCCUGGAAGCAACUUGGGGACAUGGAGGCAGAGCAGGCAAUGCACGAAUACAUUUCCUGUGUGAACGUGUUAGACCCUGAAGGCAGCCGGAGGUAUAGCCGAGGAGCAGAGAGGAGAACGGGAUUCGGUGGAGCAGCGGUCAGCUCACUGUACCAAGAGGAGACAAUCAGGGAAGAAGAUAAGAACAUAUUUGAUUACUGCAGAGAAAACAACAUAGAGCACAUUACCAACGCCAUCAGUUCCCAGAAAGUGGACGUCAACACGAAAGACGAAGAGGGCCGAGCUCUCCUGCACUGGGCCUGCGACAGAGGCCACAAGGAGCUGGUUUCUGUUCUCUUGCAACACAAAGCUGACAUCAACAGCCAGGAUAAUGAAGGACAAACGGCGCUACAUUAUGCAUCUGCGUGCGAGUUUGGCGACAUCGUGGAGCUCCUGCUGAACGCGGGCGCAGACCCGUCCAUCAAAGACAUGGAGGGCUCGCUUCCUGAGGAGGUCACUGCUUCCGGCACCAUCUCCUCUCUGCUGCGCCAGUACACCUCUCCCAAAGGCUAGAGCACCUGCACCGUACCUUCCCUCAACUCCAGAACCCACUCCCCUCCCCAUGUGUCUACUCAUCACCCCAAGACUUCCCAGCAUCCCUCACUUCUCCUGGAGAGAAACUGUUUAAGCCCAGCAGUUUGUGUUCAGUUUGGGUUUUCUCCCAAAUGUUUGAGGUUAGUUGGCUUUGCCGUGCUUUUUUCUUCACUUAAAACAGUGUACAGCCUACUGGAGUCUUCUACCUACAUCGCCCACAAGAGUUGGCUGACAUGGUCCUGGAUCCAAGAUUAUUUUUUUGUAUUUGGUAUUUAAAUCAUUAGAGGAGGCAAAAGACUGACAUUUUAUCCAAUUUAUAUUCCACAACAACUUUAGCAGUUUCUGCCCGUUUUUGCAGACGUGCUACAUUCCAUAGAAUGCUUUAAUAAUUGUCUGUCAUUAAUUACUAUUAAAUCCUUUAGUUCAAGCUCUCAUUUGUACUCCUGAUUAGUUCUUAACCAAUUCAUUACAACAUUGUUGAGCUUCAGAACCAAUUCAGAAAUUCAGUUCCGGCAUGCGACCAAUGCAAAACUUAAAAAAAUAUAUACGCACUGGCCUAAACAUUUUGCUUAAGACUUAAUGGCUAAUUUACAUAGCACCGCCCUCACUCCGAUUACCUCCACCCAUGACGUAGAAGCUCACAGAGCACAGAUCCACCAUUGUAUUUUCUCUCGAGUGACUACCUACAUGGAACCACUAUCCUAUUAAAGCCAAGAGCUAAGCAAAGCUGCGAUGUUGUGGAUGCACAUAUCAUCACAUGAUCCUUGGGGCAUUUUGACCGAUGCUUGAAUACUAUGUCUCCUUUAUGUGUUUAACCCAAAAAUAUUAUCUGAACGCAAUUACACUUGACUGCUUAUAAAACGUCUGGCUUUACAAAACAAUAAUGAUCAGUCCAUCCCAUAUACUGUAAAUAAUAAGAGAACCACCAAAGCAAGCUGCAAAUCAUAAAAAUAAACAUCGUAAAACCAUAAAACUAGAUUGAAAACUAGAUUGAAGACCCAUAAAACCAACACAUGAAUAUUGCAGUGACUGGUAUUACAUUCCAAAUAAAAGAUAUGUUAUUACAUCUACAAUGUUGGAUUUGUUGAUCAGUGAUGAUUAUUCUAUACAUCUAACCUGUUAAUGUCAUGUCAUGUAAGAGACAUCCAGAUGUUCUCCAGAGAUAACCAGCACAUGGUGCGAGUCCAAAUCUACUUUACUCGUGUCAAGCCGCUCAAACACACACACACACACACACACACACAGUGACAGAUGAGAAUACGCUAAAUCUGGAUUG
Molecule: messenger RNA, 2407 nt
Organism: Dunckerocampus dactyliophorus (ringed pipefish)
Lineage: Eukaryota; Metazoa; Chordata; Actinopteri; Syngnathiformes; Syngnathidae
Gene: acbd6
Product: acyl-CoA binding domain containing 6
Exons: 8
Coding region: 211-1110 (299 amino acids)
Molecular function (GO): fatty-acyl-CoA binding; protein binding
Source: RefSeq, a predicted model, not a curated record